AUGAAAAUCGACGCUCUACUGAAUCCAGGCGACGGAGAUUCCUGCACUGACUCUCCACGCUCCCAACAUGCCUCAAUCCCAACCCGCCACAGCUACCACCAACCCUCACCCAGCUUCCCUCCAAGCCCAAACUAUUGGUAUGGCCGAAACUACCACGACACCAGCCCAGGCGCCCAAUCCAACAUCACAGCAACCACCCAGAGCAGCAUCAACAGCGCCACUAUCAACCACGCGCACCAGCAGCAAUCCCACCAACAAAUGUUCUUCACCUACAGACCCUCCAGCAACCGCGGCAGUACAAGCACCAAUCCCAGCCCGCUGUCCACGCCUUCCUCGCCAGACCCGUACCACUCCCGGGAGCGCUUCUCCAGCGUUUCCAGCAGCUCCUCGACGAACGGGGACCGUCGCCGGCCCCCGCGUCCGAAGUACGAGGAAGAGGAAAUGUACUUCAUCUGGUAUCACCGCGUCGAUCUCUGCCAGGAGUGGAAGGAGGUUCGCGAGGCCUUCAAUCGCCAGUUCCCGGACCGCCAGCGUCGGGGCUUCCAGGGCAUUCAGUGCAAGUUCUACCGCUUCAUUAAGGAGAAGAAGUGUCCUACGUUGCGGGAGCAGCGCCGCAUGCGUGAUGGCGAAUUCCUACGGGAGGGGGCUUCUGCUGCAUUGGCAGGCGAUCCCUCGGGGCCGAAGUUCGGGGUUAGGCAGUAUACCACCGUUUGGUAUCCUUGGAUGAGGAAGGAUGCAGAUGUGAAUGUACGGCGGAUGUGA
Messenger RNA from Penicillium paradoxum, 762 nucleotides. RefSeq lists its product as uncharacterized. The coding region runs from base 1 to 762 and encodes 253 amino acids. Lineage: Eukaryota; Fungi; Ascomycota; Eurotiomycetes; Eurotiales; Aspergillaceae. The record is from RefSeq and is a predicted model, not a curated record. The transcript has a single exon.